AUGGAUUCCUUAUUACAAGAUACUUCCUUGUUCAUCAAUGAGGAGGAUAGUUUAUCAAAUGUACCAGAUUCAGAUAAUAAUAUCCGAUCAUCUUUGGUUUUCCAGCAACCACCAACUACCAAUGAUGUAGCUGCUUCCAAAAAACAUUUAAAGGUUAAAUUGGACCCUACUACUACUACCACCUCUACCUCUACCACUGGUAGUACCAUGUCAACCGAGACACCUCAAUUGACACCACAAUUGACACCAUUAAUGUCCUCAUCCUCAACCUUUUCCACAGACCCUAAUAGUAAUAAUAGUAUUUGUAACAACAACAACAAUAGUUCUGCAGAAAAUGAAGUAUUUGUAGGAGGUAUUGCAAGAAAUACCACCGAAGAAGAACUACAAGACUUAUUUUCAACCAUUGGCAAUGUAAAACAAGUUAGAAUCAUGAAGGAUAGAUCAAAUGGAGAGAACAAAGGAUAUGGUUUUGUUUCAUUUGCCAACAAGUCAAAUUGUAAAGAGGCAGUCGUUCAAUUCAACAACAAAGAAUUUAAAGGAAAGAACCUGCGAGUCAAGUUUUCUGAAAACAAACGAAAGAUAUUCAUUGGAAACCUUCCCAAAGAAUUGAAAAAGGAUCAAUUACUUUUAAUCUUGGCUGAUCAUAGUGAUGGUAUUACAAAUGUUGACUUUUUAACUGAUCCAGACAAUUCAAGUAGAAAUAGAGGAUUUGCAUUUAUAGAAUAUACUGAUUAUUAUCAAGCUGAAAAAGCAAGAAAAGAAUUUAGUCAACCAAACUUUAAGAUUGGAAAUUGUAAUGUGACGGUCAAUUGGGCAGACCCUAUCCAAGAACCAGAUGAAACCAUCAUGAAUCAAGUGCGAGUAUUGUAUAUUCGUAACUUGCCAGAUUCAAAGUCAGAGGAACAGGUUAGAAAGUUGUUUGAAGAAUAUGGUGUCAUUGAAAAGGUUAUCAUCCCCAACAACCUUCCCGGUCAACAACGUCGUGAUUUUGGGUUUGUUCAUUUUGCCAACCGUGAUGAAGCCGAAGCUACACUUGCUCGUCACCACGAUACUCCAAUCACCUAUCAAGGACGUCCACUCUCACUUUCCUUUGCCAAACCAAUCGACAAGAAACAACGUGCCGAAUUGCGUGUGAGAAGACUCCAAAGAACCGUUUCACGUCAUCAUACAACUGGUCAACAAGCACAUCAUCUCAUGUCUCUUCCACAUCUUGUUCCAACUCUUCCACAAGGUAUGAAUAUUUCCAUUCCAUCCAAUGCAUUUUCAUUCCUUCAAUUGCCAACCAAUUCAACUUCCAACCCAAAUAGCACGACCAACCCAGCAUCCAACAAGUCUGCAGCUGCCUCUUAUUACAGUGCUCUUGCAAACAUGGGUGGAUUAUAUAUCGAUCCAUACACUGGUCAACCAACUCAUUUGACCAAUCCUCAUCAUCAUAAUCACCAUGGUGGUCAAUCAAGUAACUUGGGUUAUCUGGCUAGAUAUAAACCAUAUUAA
Molecule: messenger RNA, 1494 nt
Organism: Cavenderia fasciculata
Lineage: Eukaryota; Evosea; Eumycetozoa; Acytosteliales; Cavenderiaceae
Gene: rnpA
Product: RNA-binding region RNP-1 domain-containing protein
Exons: 3
Coding region: 1-1494 (497 amino acids)
Cellular component (GO): nucleus
Molecular function (GO): mRNA binding
Source: RefSeq, a predicted model, not a curated record